CUGCAGAAUCAACAUUAUGGAAGUUGCCUGCCAACAGCAAGAGUCUCUGUCUCCUCCCCUAGCCAGACUUCCUCUUUCCCUUUAAGGCCCCCUCAGGACCAGAGGGGACUGGAGUUGUUUGCUGUGCUUUGGAGGGCAGUACAGCAGCCCCUGCUUUGCAGAAAGCUGCUGGUGGGCAGGUACUCACCCCGUCCCCUGCUGUGCCCUCUGUUUGGCCUGCAGGCUAGAGGCUGGCUCUUUCCCAAACACCAAGCUCCGUCCCCAGGGAGUCAUGGCUACGUCCAGGGGCCGUCUCUAUCUUUGGAUGUACUUGGCUGCAGCGCUGGCAUCUUUCCUGGCAGGAUUUAUGGUCGGCUGGUUUAUUAAGCCUUUGAAAGAAACUACAACUUCACCGCCCUAUCAUCAAAGUACACGGUGGAAACUCGUAUCUGAGAUGAAAGCUGAAAAUAUCAAAUCAUUUCUUCGUUCUUUUACAAAGCUCCCUCAUCUGGCAGGAACAGAACAAAAUUUACUUCUUGCCAAGAAAAUCCAAACCCAGUGGAAGAAAUUUGGACUGGAUUCAGCCAAGUUGGUUCAUUAUGAUGUUCUCCUAUCCUACCCUAAUGAGACAAAUGCCAACUAUAUAUCAAUCAUGGAUGAACAUGGAAUUGAGGUUUUCAAUACCUCCUACCUUGAGCCGCCACCUGAUGGAUAUGAGAAUGUUACAAAUAUUGUUCCACCAUAUAACGCUUUCUCAGCCCAAGGCAUGCCAGAGGGAGAUCUUAUAUAUGUGAACUAUGCUCGUACUGAAGAUUUUUUCAAACUGGAGAGAGAGAUGAACAUCAAUUGCAGUGGAAAGAUUGUUAUUGCAAGAUAUGGAAAAAUCUUCAGAGGAAAUAAAGUUAAAAAUGCCAUGUUAGCAGGAGCCAUAGGAAUCAUCUUGUACUCAGAUCCAGCGGACUACUUUGCCCCUGCAGUACAGCCUUAUCCUAAAGGAUGGAACCUUCCUGGAACUGCAGUGCAGAGAGGGAAUGUGUUAAAUUUGAAUGGUGCUGGUGACCCACUCACUCCAGGCUAUCCGGCUAAAGAGUACACCUUUAGACUUGAUGUCAAAGAAGGAGUGGGAAUUCCCAAGAUCCCUGUGCAUCCUAUUGGGUAUAAUGAUGCAGAAAUAUUACUACGCCACAUGGGAGGAAUUGCUGUACCCGAUGACAGCUGGAAGGGAAGUCUUAAUGUGGAUUAUAACAUUGGGCCUGGCUUUGCAGGGCAUGAUUCCUUCAGGAAGGUUAGAAUGCAUGUUCAUAACACCAAUAAAAUUACAAGGAUUUACAAUGUAAUUGGAACGAUCAGAGGAUCUGUGGAACCUGACAGGUAUGUUAUUCUAGGAGGUCAUCGGGACUCCUGGGUGUUUGGAGCUAUUGACCCAACCAGUGGAGCUGCUGUUUUGCAAGAAAUUGUCCAGAGUUUCGGAAAACUCAUGAGCGGAGGCUGGAGACCGAGAAGAACUAUCAUUUUUGCCAGCUGGGAUGCAGAAGAGUUUGGGCUGCUGGGGUCCACAGAAUGGGCUGAGGAGAAUGCAAAAACACUCCAGGAAAGAAGUGUUGCUUAUAUCAACUCAGAUUCAUCUAUAGAAGGCAAUUAUACUCUCAGAGUUGACUGUACACCCCUUCUUCACCAGUUGGUGUAUAAACUGACAAAAGAGAUCUCUAGCCCAGAUGAUGGUUUUGAGAGUAAAUCUCUUUAUGAAAGCUGGUUAGAAAAGGACCCUUCAUCUGAAAAUAUAAACUUUCCUAGGAUCAACAAACUGGGAUCUGGAAGUGAUUUUGAAGCUUAUUUCCAGAGACUUGGAAUUGCUUCAGGCAGAGCCCGUUACACUAAGAAUAGGAAAACAGAUAAAUACAGCAGCUACCCGGUAUACCACACGAUUUAUGAGACGUUUGAAUUAGUAGAGAAUUUUUAUGAUCCCACAUUUAAAAAACAGCUUUCUGUGGCUCAGUUACGAGGAGCACUGGUUUAUGAGCUUGCAGACUCUGAAAUCAUUCCUUUCAAUAUUGAAGACUAUGCAAAAGCUUUGAAAAACUAUGCAUCAAGUAUCUACAAUUUAUCUAAGAAACAUGACCAACAACUGAGAGACCAUGGAGUAUCAUUUGAUUCUUUAUUUUCUGCUGUGAAGAACUUCUCAGAUGCUGCUUCGGAUUUUCACAGAAGACUUACACAAGUUAAUCUUAAUAAUCCCAUUGCAGUGAGAAUCAUGAACGACCAACUGAUGCUCCUGGAGAGGGCAUUCAUCGAUCCCCUUGGUUUACCAGGGAGGCGGUUCUAUAGGCACAUCAUCUUUGCUCCAAGUAGCCACAACAAAUAUGCUGGAGAAUCAUUUCCUGGGAUCUAUGAUGCUAUGUUUGAUAUUGAAAAUAAAGAAGACCCUCAUUCAGCCUGGACAGAUGUAAAGAAACACAUUUCUAUUGCAGCCUUUACAAUUCAAGCAGCAGCAGGGACUCUGACAGAAGUGUUAGAGUGAGGUCCCAGCCAAGUGGCUAGCCAUUUAAAGUGUUACUGAAAGUCUGAGGAUAAAACUCUCGUUUUUGAUAAUUCAUGAUGCCAGAGUAUUCUAUAAUCUUGCUUUUCAUGUCAUGUUUUGACUUUAGACUUCCAUCCUGUCAAAAACAAACACCCCAGUUGUGGGGCAGAAAAACAAAGUAACUGAAAAUUCCCAUAAAUGUCAAGGAAUGUGGGACUUUGGCACAUUGCUAGUAAAAAUGUAAAAUGGUACAACCACUUUGAAAAAGAGUUCAUUAAUUUUACAAAGUUAAACAUACAGUUGACUCUUGAACAACAUGGGUCUGAACCGCACAUAUCCACUUACACGUGAAUUUUCUUCUCAUAAAUAUAGUACUGUAUAUGCAUUUUUUAUUGAUGAUUACAUUUUCUUUAUUUUUAAUUGUUAAGAAUACAGCAUAUAAUAUACAAAAUAGGGGUUAAUCAAUCUGCUAUCAGUAAGGCUUCUCCUCAAUAGUAGACUAUCAGCUGUUAAAUUUUUAGGGAGUUAAAGUUAUUCAGAUUUUUGACUGCAUGGUGGACUGGCACCCGUAACCCUCACAUUGUUCAAGGGUCAACUACAGUAACCUUUGCAAGUUAUUAUUUCAAAAGUUAUUUUGUUUUCAUCAUCUUUAAGAAAAGACAAGUGAUUAUGUGGUAGAACAGUGUAAUUAAGGAUGUUACAGAACAUGCCUGAACUAUUUCUUAAAAACAUCUUCCCCUAAGAAUACUUUACCUAUGAGAUGGUUUAUGUAAGCCACCUGGUAACCACAAAGCAAAAACCUAGUGAUGAAACCUAAAAAAAGGGGAGACUGAACAAAUCACCAUGGAAAUCCACUUUACAAAGGUAGAAAAUAGAAGUACAAAAUAGGAAACACAGGAGAUACAAGACUAGAAGGCAAACAAUAAGAUGGUAGUAUAAGUAAUUAUGAAUGGACUGAUUUUACCUAAGGUCAGAGUGACUGGAUGGAAAAGAAAAAAAAAAAGGACCUAACUCCACUCUACAGGAAAUUCACUUUAGCUUUCAAGACAUACACACACUCAAGUAUAGGAAUAGAAGAGGAUAUUCCAUGUAGGUGGAUACCAAAAAAAGUGGGUGUAGCCAUACUUAUGCCAGAAAAACAUACACUUCAAGCCAAAAACACUAGCAAGUGUGAUAAAAGAAGUCAUCACAUAAUGAUAAAGUAACAAAGAUGUCAAGAAGAGAGAAUGCUCAAAAAUAUACACACAUGCAGCAUCAGAGCACCACGAUUAAAAAAACUUUCACCAGAUUUAAAUGGAGAAAUGAGCAAUACAUUAAUAGGGAACUUUAAUACUACUCAAUAAAUUAAUCAUGCAGUCAGAAAAUCAAAAAGGAAAUACUGGAAUUGAACCAAAACAUAUUCCAAAACAAAGUGAUUUAGCAGUUAUAUAUAGUAAUAUUCCAUCCAAGAACACUAUAAUACACACUUUUCUCAAGGGCAUAUGAACAUUUUCCAGGGCAGAUUCUAUGACAGGGUACACAACAAAUUUCAGCAAACUAAGACUGAAAGUAUACCGACUCUCUUUUCUGAUCACAAUCGUCUAAAUCAGACAUCAGCAAGAGGAAGCUAGAAAAAUCUAGUACAUGGGAACUAAUAACACACUUCUAAACAGUAAGUCAAAAAAUAAAAAUGGGAAAUUAAAACAAAUGAAAAAGGGAAUAUGACACAUCAAAUCUUAUGGGAUAAAAGCAAAGCAGUCAAGAGUCAAGUUUAUAGCAUGAAAUGCGUUAUCUUAAGAAAUUACAAAGAUCUCAACCUAACUGUACCCCUCUAGGAAAUAUAAAAAGAAUAUGCUUACAGGAAGAAGAAGGAAGGAAAGAAAAUCAAAGCAGAAAAAAUAAAAACCCUAUUUCAGAAAAAAACUACCCAUAAAACUAAAUGCUGGUUCAUCAAAGAGAUAAAACUGACAAAACUAUUAGCCAGACUUCGACAAAGACAUAAAAUUAUAAAUGAAAAAGACCAUACAAGUGGUACUACAAAAUACACAGGAUCAUAAGAGACACACACACACACAAAUGUGAAAAGACAAUAAUGAGCAAGAGAUUGAAUCAGUCAUUUAAAACCUCCCAGUACAAAAAAUAACCCAGGACGAGAGGGCUUCAUCGGCAAGUUCCAAUAAACACUCAAAGAAUUAGUACCAGUCUUUCUCAAACUCUUCCAAAAAUAUGAGGUACAGGGAAUACUUCCAAACUCAGAUUAACAGGCCAGCAUUAUCCUGGAACCAAAGCCAGAUAAGAAUACAACAAAAAAGCGGUGUCUGGGUGGCUCAAUCAGUUAAACAUCCAACUCUUGAUUUCAGCUCAGGUCAUAAUCUCAGGGCUAUGAGACUGAGCCCCAUGCAGACACUGGGCACCGAGCCUGCUUAAGACUCUCUCCCUCUCCUUCCUAGUCUGCCCACUAUUCAUUGGUGCGCGUGCUCUCUCCCUCAAAAUAAAACCACAAAAAAAUGAACUAUAAACCACUAUUCCUGAUAAACAUAAACAUAAAAAUUCUCAACAAAGUAUUAGCAAACCAAAUUCAAGAACACAUAAAUUAUACACCAGGGCUAGAUGAAAUUUUUCCCUGGGUUGCAAGGAUGAUUCAACAUACACAAAUCAAUACAUGACUUUUCAUCACAUUAAUGAAAUGAAAUCACAUUAAUGUAAUGAAAGAAACAUCAUGAUCAUCUAUGCAUUUGACAGAAUGCAAAAUCCUUUCAUGAUAACUUUUGGCAGACUGAGUAUAGCAGUAACAUACCCCAAGGUAAUAAAGGCGAUGUGUGACAAACCUCCAGCUAACAUGAUAUUCAGCUGAGAAGAACUGAAAGCUUUCCCUCACAUCCAAAUCAGCAAGAAAGAAGUCAAACUGUCCCAUUUGCAGUUAUAGGACUUUGUUUACGCCAAAUCCCAAAGACAACCAAAACACUGCUGGAACUAAUAUUUCAGUAAAGUUGAAUGACGCAUGAUCAAUGUACAGAAAUAAGUUACCUUCCUAUACACUAAGGAUGAAAUACCUGAGAAGAAAAUUAUCCCAUUCACAGCAUCACAAAAGAUCUAUUUAGGAAUAAAUUUCACCAAGGAAAUGAAAGAUAUACAAUGAAAACUAAGACUUAGCUAAAAAAUGAAAAGACACAACCAAAUGGAAAGACAUAAUUUGUUAAUGGAUCUAAAGAAUUAGUAUUAAAAAGUCCAUACUACCCAAAGCCAUCUAGAGUCAAUGCAAUUUCCAUCAAAAUACCGAUGGCAUUCCUUACAGAAAUAGAAAAACAAUCUUAAAAUCUGUAUGAAACCCCAAAUUGCCAAAGCACUCUUGAGGGAAAAGAACAAUGCUGGAGGUACCACAUUCACUGAUUUCAAACUAUACUACAAAGCAACAGCAAUAAAAACAUCAUGGUGCCAAACUAAAACAGACAUAUAGACCAACAGAACUGAGAGCCCAAAACUAAACCCCUGUGUAUAGAAGUCAACUAAUACUUGAAAGGGAGCAAAGAGCACCCAAUGGGGAAAAGAGGAUUCUUCAAAAGAUGGGUGUUGGGAAAACUGGAUAAACACAAUGAAAUUAGACUCCUCUUACCACUCACAAAAAUCAACCUGAAAUGGAUCAAAGACUUAUACAAAAGACCUUAUACUACAAAACUACAGGAAAACAUAAAGAAGCAGCUCAACAAUGGUCACAGCAGUGUUUGAAAUAUCCCAAAAGCACAACGAAAGCAAAAAAAAAAAAAAAAAAAAAAAAAAAGCAACAAAAUGAAAAAGCAAGCUAUGGAAUGGGAGAAAAUUUUUGCUAAUCAGGUAUCUGACAAAGUACUCAAAUUCAAGACACAUAAAGAACUCCUAUAACCGGACACAAAAACACCCAAGAGUCCAAAAACUGGGAAGAACUAAACAGAUACUUUCUCAAGACCUCUAUCCACAUGGUCAACAGGUACAUGAAAAGAUGUUUCACUUCAAUAACCAUCUGGAAAAUGCAAAUUAAAACCACAGGGAGGGAUGCCUGGGUGGCUCAGUCAAUUAAGCGUCUGCCUUCGACUCAGGUCAUGAUCCUGGGAUUGGGGUCCUGGAACUAAGUCCUGCAUCGGACUCCCUGGUCAGCGGAAGCCUGCUUCUCCCUCUGCCUGCAGCUCCUCUGGCUUGUGUGCAAACACACUCUGACAAGUAAAUAAAUAAAAUCUUUAACACAAAAACCACAAGAAGAUAUCACCUUAUUAUAUCUUUUCAAAUGGCUAUCAACAAAAAGACAAACAUGUAGCAAGGAUGUGGAGAAAAGGGAGCCCUUGUGCACUGCUGGAAGGAAUAUACAUUUGUACAGCUACUAUAGAUAAUAGUAUGGAAGUUCCUUAAAAAAAAAAAAAAUUAAAAAACUGUAACAUAAAAUCUAGUAAUUCUACUUCUCGGUAUUUAUCCAAAGAAAAUGAAAACAUUAAUUCAGAAUGACAUAUGCAUACCCAUGUUCACUGCAGCACUAUUUACAACAGCCAAGAUAUGGAAAGAACCUGUGUCCACUGACAGGUGAAUGGAUUAAAGAUUAAAAAGAUGUGAUAUGUAUACACACACACACACACACAUUCACUCAUGAGAAAGAAGGAUAUCCUGUCAUUUGUGACAACAUGGAUGAAGGACUUGGCACAUUAUACUAAGUGAUGUAAGUCAGACAGAGAAAGACAAGUGCAAUAUGCUGUGACUUAUCUGUGGAAUUUAGAAAGGCCAAAGUUGUAGAAACAGAAAAUAAAAAUGGUGGUUACCAGGGGACAGAGGUUAUGGGAUCAAGAACAGAUGGAGUUUAAGGGUACAAAUUUGUAAUACACAGUUAAUAUGCCUUAGAAAUAAAAUGACCAUACAAUGAAUAAAAACAACAAAUUGUUAUUAAAUUCAUCAAACUUGCUAAGAGACUUGAACUUAAUUAUUCCAACUUCCAAAAAUAAUUAUCAAAUAAUUAUGUAAUGUGAUAGAGGUGCUAAUUACUACUUCAAUGGCAACCAUAUUACAAUAUGUAAGUGUAUCAAAUUCACAUGUUGUACACUUUAACAUUCCUUGGAAGCAAACCUGUGUGGUUGGUCAAUUACCACCAGCAUGAAGAAGUCACUAAAGUGUUUUUGUUAAAUGAAGUAAUUAAGCAAAGGGAUGGCUACAAUGCUGAAGAUGCUUACAGACUUUUAGAUCUUAUUAAAAAUGUUAAUAAAACUUAUAAAUCUCAUACCUAUCAAACUCAGGACUUCUUGGAGAGUAACUAAGAAAGCUAAAAAUCAGCUAGUCUCAAGGUUAUCUGGCAAAGUGUAAUAUAUAAAAAGUAAAUCAAUCAUGUAUGCUAGAGAUUUCCCUUUGGAAGACGGGCCUUGUAAUUUAUAACGUAAUGUGGUUUUUGAUUCAUUAAACACUUAGGGUUCAGGUUUUAAAAGUCCCUUCUAAUUUGAUGGAAUAUCUUCCCUAACUCUUCACAAAUGAGAACCCAUCCAGUUUUCACAUAAUCGAAAGAACGAGUCUGUCUGUAAAACACCAAUAAUUUUAAUGUGUUGCUUCUUUCACCCCAUUACAGUGCCUAUGUACUGUAUCUAUGUAUCUGCUUAUGUACACAGAGAUGUAGAAAGUUGUUCCAAAGUCCAGGUGACAGUAAGGCCAACUUACAGGCACAAGAGUUUACAAGACAAAUUCAUUGCCAUCACUCUAUUACUUUCAUUCAGUCCUGCAGACUCCAUCCAUAAUCCUUCUGAAUUGCCCACCUGUCCAUUAAGGUCCUUAUCAAGUAUUUCAGUGCAAAAACUGAAAACCCACUAUCCUUUCGUGAUAAUUUGGUCAUUUGAUACUAAGACUAAUAAACAAAUGGCAGUUACAAUUUUA
Mustela lutreola (European mink) is the source of this 8350-nucleotide messenger RNA. It is a transcript of the gene NAALAD2, whose product is annotated as N-acetylated alpha-linked acidic dipeptidase 2. NCBI's taxonomy places the organism in Eukaryota, Metazoa, Chordata, Mammalia, Carnivora, Mustelidae. The record is from RefSeq and is a predicted model, not a curated record. The coding region runs from base 272 to 2497 and encodes 741 amino acids. Gene Ontology annotation, molecular function: carboxypeptidase activity. The transcript has 19 exons.